Moesziomyces antarcticus is the source of this 178-nucleotide messenger RNA. RefSeq lists its product as uncharacterized. The record is from RefSeq and is a predicted model, not a curated record. The annotation marks the transcript as partial. The transcript has a single exon. NCBI's taxonomy places the organism in Eukaryota, Fungi, Basidiomycota, Ustilaginomycetes, Ustilaginales, Ustilaginaceae.
UGCAUCGGCUCAGCUCGUAGCUGAUAUCCUCACCGGGCAGCUGAAGCAAGAGGACCAGUGGUUGGCGAAAGAACUCGAUCCGCUCCGAUUCACCGGCAAAGACGCCAGCACCCUCGAGCGCACCGCCCUCGGCACGUACAACGACAUCUACAACAAGAACGCCUCCAUCUCGCACUAG